UCCUGUGACAUAUCACACUUUCAAAACUUUAUAUUGUUUGCAAUCCAAGAUGGAGUGGAAAGACGAGCUGUUCGAAAUGCUUGCCUCAUUUGAACGGCAAGCGAUAUACUCAUUGAGUAACAUCAGAAUGGUGUUCAAGCGUGAUGGCCUACUAUUUAAUACAAAAUUCAAGCAGCAUUUUUUGCAGGCAUCAACUGUUCGACUGGAACAGACCUACAACCAAUUUGUAAACAAUAUGCAAACCAUAGAAGAAAUGUUCCACAGCAAUGAUGCUACUGCGUUCGAAGCAAAUAAAGUCAUUCCGACCAGAAUUCAAUUGCAAAACAAUCCACCAAUUGAUUUGAUCGACAUGAACGACUCAAGCGAUGAAGAAAAUACAGUACCAAGAGCUAUGGCAACCACUUCACUGGGACCGAUCCUUGAGAUUGACAUCCAAAAUAACUCGAAGUGGUGCACAGAUGACCAAAGCAGUGAUGUCACCUUAAUCGACGAAGGUGUAGGGGUAAGAAUGGAAGAAACGGAAACAGAACACGAUAUUUCAAUGAACGUGUCUGAACAGUAUCAAAGGGUAAAUGCACCUAACGAAAAUGAUUUUGGCAUAAUGACAACCGAAAACGAGCAUAUCAAUGCAAGGAACGGACUCAGUGGGGAAAUGAGUUCGAACAAUUUCACGGAUACAACAAAACAGUCAGUUCCAUCAAACCAAAUGAUGAAAAGAUUCAAGUGCCAACUUU
This is a messenger RNA of Contarinia nasturtii (swede midge), 734 nucleotides long. RefSeq lists its product as uncharacterized. The transcript is spliced from 3 exons. Lineage: Eukaryota; Metazoa; Arthropoda; Insecta; Diptera; Cecidomyiidae. The annotation marks the transcript as partial. The record is from RefSeq and is a predicted model, not a curated record.